Ciona intestinalis (vase tunicate) is the source of this 627-nucleotide messenger RNA. Lineage: Eukaryota; Metazoa; Chordata; Ascidiacea; Phlebobranchia; Cionidae. The record is from RefSeq and is a predicted model, not a curated record.
AAAUCGGCCAUACUAUAUACCCAUGCGCAAUAACGCCCGCCCCAAGUAUAUCAUGCCACCAAGUCAGCAUACCAAGUUUAACACUUCCUUUUUUAUUAUCUAAUAGAAUGGGGAAAAAAGAAAAACAAGGAAAAAAAUUAAUGGAAAAAAAAGAAAAAAAACUGAUAAAAUCAGUCCAGAGAUUCCCGGUAUUGUACGCAAACACCAUGCAGUUAGGAACAUACCGGGAAUCCAUGUGGAAAAACGUAGCCAGGGAUAUGGAGGAAACUGUGAAAUGGUGCAAGCAGAAGUGGGCGUACCUCCGGUGCAGUUACGGGAGAUAUCUGCGCAAAGAAAGAACCGGAAGUGCGUCCACCCACCACCACUACCAUCAAGAAUUGCAAUUUUUAAAAGAACAUUUAGAAAUUAAUUUACAGAAAAAAAAGAAAAAAGAGACUCAGCCAGAGUUAGAGCCAGAAUCAAGCGGCGAUGAAGUCUGGCUGAGUCAGAAAAAAAAAUAUAAAAACCUAACAAAAGAACAAAAACACAGUUUUAAAAAUAUCACUACCAAGGCGCUUGCCGAUCUUGGCGGUUCUGCCAAUAAGCCAGUAUGUGUUGUAAAGCCUAUUCGUCGAACACGGUAAAUUU